Messenger RNA from Neurospora tetrasperma FGSC 2508, 1215 nucleotides. RefSeq lists its product as uncharacterized. The transcript has 4 exons. Lineage: Eukaryota; Fungi; Ascomycota; Sordariomycetes; Sordariales; Sordariaceae. The record is from RefSeq and is a predicted model, not a curated record. The coding region runs from base 1 to 1215 and encodes 404 amino acids.
AUGACCGCUCCUACUUCCGGCAUGAAUAUUCCCCAGUUAGCGGACGCAGCGCGCCCGCGUGUCGUGGUCGCCCUGGAUCUCGGCAGCUCUCUCACUCGCGUCAUUAUUCAGCGCAUAGGAUUCUCCCCUGCAGGAGGCAUCAUCUCUAAGACUUUUGCCUCCCAUGGCUACCCGUUCGAUGACCAUGUCCCCGUGUAUAUGGGCGACAAUCAUCCGUACGAUCGCGAGUCUGUUUCGCUGAAGUACGCAUUUUACAUCCUUGCCAAUGCUGCAGACAAGUUCGUGGAUGAAUACCCCAUGAUCCAGAGGCUUCGUCAAGAGGACAGUCAGGCAUUCCGGCAGAAACUUCGGACGGGAAUCCUGGAGUUGUUGAGGGAAGUCCGAGGUUGGAUUUUCCAAAACCCUCGUAAGGAUUGGGCGAUCAAUAACCUUCCUGUCUCCAUGCCGGCCCAGUGGGGCGUGGAGUUUGAAGAUGUGGUCCGGGAUCUAAUCAGAGAGGCUUUUGAGUGGAACAAGGUGGAGGCAAGAAACAAGGUCGGGUUCCGCAGGGAGGCCGAUGGCCUAACUCAUUACAUCUUGAAUUCACCCGGGUAUCUUGACGAUGUUAAGGUUCCAGGCUCCAAUCAAGUGUGGCUGGUGAUUGACUUUGGCGGACAUAACCUGAACGCAUCCUUGUUUUGGGUGAGGCACAAUGAGCAGGGACCGCCGCAGUUUUUCAGACUUGAACAAUCAUUUGGCGCUGGCGGCGGCACUGAACACGUGCUUCACGGCAUUCUGGUCGCUUGUGCAACCAAGUGCCUCAACCAGGAUGCCGGCCCAGGACAUCCGAUGUGUCCCGCGAUUUCCGAGCAAAUUCGCGAGGCAUUUACUGAUCCCCGCGUUAGAGGAGACUGGGGUCCUGCCCAGGAGGGAGAGACUCCCAAAGCAUUCUCCUUCGGUGUUCCCCUGUGGGAAGAGCAGAAUUUCCUGCUGUGCACGUUUGACCAGGACGAGAUCACUCAAACUUGGAACGAAGCCCACAAAGCCGCCUUUGAGCUUGUUGAUGACCUACUCAAGAAUUUGAGAAGGAGGACCGCAGAGACUGACCACCCUAGCAUUGUCCCUGAGCCGGUGAUCUUCAUUGCCGGCGGUAGCACCAAGAACAAGCCCGUGAAGCGCAAGCUGAUGGCCAUGGUCCAAGAAGCCAACCUCCCCGCUCCAGUUUUUCUUGACUAG